AUGACUACGCUUGAAUUAUUUUUCUUCCAGAGAUUUGAUACCACGAAGGAAAAGGCCAAGAAGAGCGACGAGCCCGACAAGGACAGGAUUCGAAGGUCAAGUUUGAGGUUCGUUUAUUCCGACUCCGGGUCGUUUAUAACUGAGCGACUGGGCGUCUUCACUUCCAGUCAAAGCUCUCGAAAUCAAACAAUUUUAGGCACGAAAUCUUCAAGUUUUGUGCCAGGAAGUUUGGAUCCAACUUCUCAUCAUUUCCAAACAAAUAAUCUCAACUUUCUGGCGCAAAAAUCGAUUUUUUCAAUUUUCAUUUUUUAUAACUAAUUUUUAGAAUCACUAGGAAGCGGAUUUCGAAUUGGGAUUUAUUCAUAAUAUUGUUCGUUUCAGAAUCUCAUCUUGUUCAAAAAACAUUGCUGUGGUGUUCGAAGGCGCAGAAGUAUUUCGCGAAAAAAAAUAACACGAAAAAAUUUCAUCCAAAUAUUCGCCUUUGAACACCCCAGCAAAUGAUUAGACACGCUUUUGAAAAACUUUUUCGAUUUUAUUCAGUUUUUCUGAAGUUUCUAGUCGAGUAUUUCUCUCAAUUUUUUCAAUUCAUUUCAUUUUUAGAACUGUUUUUGAAAAAAAGAAAAAAUCCAAAUCAAACUGUUUUUGAAAAAAGAAAAAAUCCAAAUCGAACGCUGUCUCCAUGUGAUUUCUGUUUUCCAUUUUUCACCUUUAAAUAAAUUGUUUGGCUUUGAGAAUUUGGCUGGAAAAAAAUGACUCAGGGUCGAUUUUUUUGUUUUUUUGCGCGGCGCUUGAGGCGGUGGUCGACCGCGGCUACAAGUAUUCCGUCAAUCGAUCACAUUUUUAUAAAAAUUAAGUUCUUUUUUUUUCCAAGAGUGACUAGGUUAUAAGCUUAUCUUUCAGUUAACUCUCAAAUUUUUCAGGAAGGAUUGAAGGCGCAGGGAGGCAACUUGCUUGAGUAUUCAAAGACAGAAUUGAAUUCAACGCUUUUGUGCCAAAUAUUUCCGACUCCUCCCUGCGUCUUCAAAUAUUUUGGAAAGCUGAGGCCGAUGUCAUAAAAUAUUACUGUAUGUAAAUUGAACUAUGAAUAAAGUCUAGUUUUUUAUAGGGUAUCAUUUUUCAUUUUUAAACAAAUUCGUCUUUUUUUUCAAUAUAUUUACCAACUAUAUACUUCUAGGCGUACGGCCUUCGAGUUUUAGAUUUAUAGUUCAUCCACGACUGGCUUGAGGAACGAAAAUUAAUAAAGUAGGGGGUCUGGAACUACUAAUUUCAAGCUCAUUUAUUUUCUUUUCAAGACCCUUUUGGAAAGUUUGUUGAUCAUUUGGGCAUAGACUCAAGCCAGCCGAGAAUCAUAGUAGCUAUAAGCUAGGAUAUCAAAAGCGUUAGAGUUCGCAUUAUACUAAGGUUAGUAGCAAGUCUCGCAUUUGUCCUCUUAAUAAAUAGUUUUUGAUUUUAAAAAGAAUAGGUUUUAUCGUAGUUUUUUAUUCAUUUCUUUUUCUUUGACAAAAUUUCGGCUUCCUUUUUUGAGUUCACUCUUGUUAAGUUGAUAGAAUAGUUCAGACUGUACGUGUAGAACACUACUUGCUUCAUUUUUUCAUUGAAUCUAUUCAACAACAACAUGUGAUCGAUUGGCGGAACAUUUGCGGCCGUGUGGCUGGGGGCCUUCGAAAAAAGGAUCAUUUUUGCAGAGCUAAAAGCAAAGUCAAAGAGAAGUCUUUGACAAAUGACCGUUUCAGCCAAGAGGCCACUCCAGGAGUUGAACUUGUCAAUUUACAUGUUGGUUGAGCGGAUAGCUAAGGGACACCGGGAAAGCCAUGACAAAAGGACGAUUGCUUUUUCACUUUGAACUUUUGUUGGCCUGUUUGGACUGCAAGUAUCUGAUGAUUUUCUUAUAUGUUUCAUUCCUCGUUUUUGCAGUAGAACUUUCAUGAUUGACCUCGCAAUUUGAUAAUAUUUACAACUUUCUCGAUUCGCAUAAAACUUUCAGUUUUAAAAUAUUGAGGUCCACUUUGAACAUUUUUAACUUCACAAAAUUUCAAAAAUACUUGAUUUUGAUAAGUUGCGAGUUGACCGUUGAAAGUUAAAAAGACUUUUCAAAUUGUUUGGACUUUGAUGAAAAGAUUGAACUUACGCUCUAAUUCAUCUCAAAUUCUGAAAGCUUUCAAUUUGCGGAUUUCAAUUUAAAAAAAAAAGAAUGACACUUCAACUUUAAAAAAUUUCUUUUUUUGGGACUUGCUUUAUGAGAAAAGAAUAAUUGGAAAAAAGAAAGCGUGAUUCAAUCUUUUUAUUGCCGGGAAACACGAACACUUUUCAUUGAACGCUUCGAGAAAAAUGAAUUUGAAACAUUUAUUUAGGGGGCGCAAAGCCCCGCCCCUUCACGCCACCAAAAUGACGAUUUUUUUGUUGCAAAAACGGUUUUGAGGCGUUUAUAUUAGCUAAAGUCCCACUUUGAAAAUUAACUGUUUCUCUUAAUCUAUGUAAUCGACAACGCUCUACAAGACUGAAUAUUUUUUUAAAAACUAUGUAUUUUUCAAAAAUAAGCGAAAAAGUAAGAUUUAACACGAAAAAAACUGACAAGUUUCACAAAAUCGUCGCGUUUCAGAAAACCAAAUGAGGAACGCUUUUAAAUUUUGAGUAUGUUAUAUAUUAACACUUUCUUUAUUUUUUUCGAGGGAAAAAUUUUUAAAAAAAUCUAACGACGCGAAAAAAAAAUCGAAGCUUGUAAAGUGACACCAAACUUUGAAGCUGAAAUGCGAAAAAAUUUCAGCGACAUGGUAUACUUUUUAUUUGAUUUAAAAACUCACAAUGUGUUCAAAAAUAAAAAUUCAGAAUGAAAAUAAUUAUUGGGACAGCGAAUUAAAUUAUAUUUGAAUUUUACCAAAACCACCUUUUUUCGCCUGCCUCGUUGUCGCAUGAGAGAAUAGGAUCGCGUUUAUACUUUUUGAUCAGGUUAUUAAGCGUUCAAAAACUCUAUCAAUAAAAAAAUUAUGAAAAAAAUCUAACGACGCGAAAAAAAUAACGGCUUUGAAAAACCUCGAAAAAAAUGACAACUUUUUUUGAAAUUUUGGAAGAAUUCGUGCAAGCAUUCGUAGCUGUGUUCGCGUCAAACACACCGAUGCGCCAUUUUAAAUGUUGCAGGAGCCGUUUUUUUGGAGUCAAAUUGCACAUUUUCCUGUUUUAUUUCGAAAUAACAUUAUUUUUUUCAUUUUUUUCUUUUUUUCCAAACCAAAUGAUAAUAAUUUUUUUCUGAUUAGAAAAAAAGAAAAAAAUAAGCUGAAAAAUUCCUUCUGACCUUUUUUUUCUAAGUAGUUUUUUUGAUAUUUUAUCAAAAAAAUUCUUAUGAAGAUUGUACAAAAAGAUUCAUACCAAAACAUGAAGCUCAGUUCGGACAACCUCUCAGAACAGAAAAACUGAUUAGAAAAACGGUUCAGAAAUGCGCAAAAAAACAUUUAAAAAGAAAGCGUGCGGCAGCGGGUAAACCGUGAGAUUUUGCCUCCAGUUGUACGCCGCGCGCGCUAGUUUUCUGGCCAUAACUUUUUUCUUAGUGGACCUUUUUUCAAAAACUAAACGGAUUAUGAAAAUGGACAGUCUCCUCUAUCGAACAGUGUGAAAAACAUAUUUUUUGAAUCGUUCUGAAGAAAUGGCUUGCGGACCCUACAUUUAUUCAUCAGACACUUGCAUAUAAAUUAAUCCAACAUGACUUCAUUGAUCAGAAGGACUUGAACUUUUGACAUGGCUUCUUCAGAGGACCUCUGCCCUUCCACUUGGCCUUCAAGUUACUUGGCGAGCUCAGCUCAUGGAAUGGCCUCUUGGCUGACUUUGUCAUUUUGUCAGAAGACUUUUCUUUGGCUUUGUGUGAAGCUUUGCAAGUGAUUCUUUUUUUUUGAAAGCCUCCAGCCUGAGUCGACCAUCGCCUCAAGAGUCGGCAAAGAACAAAGAUCGACUCUGGGUCAUCUGGAGAAGACGCCCAGAAGAGCGAGGUUAUGGACGGUUCGGAGACUAAUGGGGAGGGGGUUUCAGGUCGAGUGAUGUGACGGGAUGGACGCCUGACGACGUCGUACUCCGAAAGUCAGCAUUGACCCGGACACUCUGAAUCAUGAUUUGAAAUAAAGAAUUUUCCUUCCCCUUUUGUACUUGGUUUUGUCCGACAGGGUCGGGGUCGCUGUCGGACGUUUUCUCUCGGUGCUGCCGUUGUCGAUCGGACUCUCCGCCCCCGGCCUCCACAGUUUCCUAUGGAUUCUGAGGCAAGGUCCCCAACUCAGGCCUUAUGGGCCCGAGCCAGAGACCUCGGCCUCAGACUCCACAGGCUGGCUGUGGAGCCCGAGUCGGAGGCCUUGACCUCAGGCUCCAGAGUGCAGUGGAGCCCGAGGCCAAGUCUUUGGUAGGUGGCUCUCGGCUCGGAGAAGAUCCUGUCAAGCAAGGCUUCCUUCUUCUCUCCAAGCUCGUCUGA
Messenger RNA from Caenorhabditis auriculariae, 4447 nucleotides. The record is from the annotation of a GenBank genome assembly. Lineage: Eukaryota; Metazoa; Nematoda; Chromadorea; Rhabditida; Rhabditidae.